GCCCCAAACACAUCGAACAAUCCGAAUGAAGAUGAUGUAGGGGAACCAUCGGAGUUCGCACGUGCAAAAGGGCAAACACGUCGUCCACCUCACCGGCGACUCCAUCCACCGUUCUAAGGUCAAAGAAACCUACAACGGCGCCCCAAACAGAUCGAACAAUCCAAAAACGUUCACGCUUUUGUCGACACGUUCUACAACCUUGUCACCAACAUUUAUGAAUGGGGCGGGGACAAUCGUUUCACUUUUCUCCGGCGAUUAAAGGCAAAUCGAACCUUGAAUCGAGCAGAAUUCAUGAACAGAUGGCUGUAGAUCUGAUUGGAGUGAAGGCUGGACAAAAGAUUCAUGACGCUGGUUGCGGUGUUGGUGGUCCGAUGCGUGCGAUUGCGUCUUAUUCUGGGUGUAAUGUCACUGGAAUUACCAUUAAUGAGUAUCAGACUAGAUGGGUGAAGAUUGGGGGAAGUGAGAGGACUAGGUGUGGUUUAUGAGGGCUAGGGAGGUCGCAGGUGGUUUCAGUCGUGGUGUGAUGGUGAUGUGAAAAAUGGUGGAGGGUGGUGGCUUGUGGUGGUUGUUGACAGUAGAGAGAUAGAGAGGUAAAGAGAUACAGAGAAACAUAUUAUAUUUCUUUGAUUUUUCAAAUUAUUACAAACUAGCCCUAAACAUAAGUUGUUUUACACAAUAGUCCCUGAAGAGAUGAAAUGACAACAAUGCACUCAUGUGUAAGACACAUAACCAAACUUAAAUAAAAUCUAACUGGGUUUGGCCUAAAGGACAUAACAUGCAAGAUUUUGGAACAUUAAGUACGAAACUUGUCAACUUUUGCGCUAAAAGACGGCGCCUGCGAUUUGGUAUAAACAUAAAGACAACUUGUAAUUUACUCUAUAUAAAAUUAUGAUUACUAUAGAUAUAUACGAUAAAAUAUAACCAUAAAUGAUGUAAAAUAUUUAUAGAUUUGUAUGAAGAAAAUAUUUAAUAGGUAAUAUACUAGCAGAGCCCCUAAGGAAAGUUUAAGCUUGAAAUUUAUUAAUGAGCUUAUCUCGAGUUCUAGGUGUAGAGCGGAGGCUCUAUAUGUGCAUGCAUAAGCUAAACAAGCAAAGCUGCGCUUUAGACUAGUUCAGACUUGACUCAACUUAUUAUCACAAUG
Messenger RNA from Helianthus annuus (common sunflower), 1141 nucleotides. Its product is annotated as 24-methylenesterol C-methyltransferase 3-like. Bases 219 to 485 code for a protein of 88 amino acids. Gene Ontology annotation, molecular function: methyltransferase activity. The record is from RefSeq and is a predicted model, not a curated record. The transcript has 2 exons. Lineage: Eukaryota; Viridiplantae; Streptophyta; Magnoliopsida; Asterales; Asteraceae.